AUGACUUGGAUAGUUUGUAACUGUUCCAGUCGGGGACAACGGACCAGGGUCCAGCAGCAGUCGCUCCAGAGGCACCGACGGUUAUCCGUUUGUCAAUGGUCAGGCUCGGGGCUCGGCUACGGGUCGUCUGGGAGCGUCUCUAGUCCAAGAACGGUGCCUAUCUCGUUCCGUGUGCGUGCGUGUGCCUCAAAUACUGGAGAGCCUCCAGAGCAGGAUCAUAACCACGGCGCUGGUGCUGACGCGAACACUCCUGACAGCUCGAGGAGGAGGAGGAGGAGGUCGCAGCGACGCCACGCAGGUUACGAGGCACACGUUCGCGAGCGUCUCCGUGACUGGCGCGCGUUCCGAAUGCAACUCUUGCGGCGAGAGCUCGAAUACGGUGACGCAUUCGGUACAGUCGAAACUGAAGGGAGUGCACCGGCUGAGUCACCUGAGAACGCUGCGACCGAGAACCGUGCAAGCAAAGCAGGCGAACUGCUUGACCCCAGCUCCUCGACCGGGGACGCACUGCACGCUUCACCGCAGCGUGUGCAGGAGACACCUCGCAUGAAUUCCAUGGAAUGGACUGGUGCUGAUAUCGACAUGCGCUGGGUGCAUCCAGUUACUGCGAUCGAAACCGGCAACAUUCUGGUUGCGUCCCCGAAACAUUUCCUCAAUGAACAGCAGUACUUUGCACAAACAGUGAUUCUCGUUCUGGAGCACGGCAGUGACGGUACAACGGGGGUCAUCAUGAACCGCCGCGCAGCCCAGCGCAUAUCAUUCGUUAGCUCUCUGGCGGGCACCGACCUGGGGCGUGUUUUUGGCAGAGAGGCGCUCUACCUGGGUGGCCCGGUUGGUCUCGAUUCCCUGCUGGUGCUCCAUGAUGAAAGCUCUCUGCUGGCAUCGAACGAUCGUCAGCAGCUGCCGGGGAGCGCAGCUGACGAAGUUGCGUACGAAAUUGUGCCGGGGGGCGUCUAUUGCGGUGGACUUGGUCGCCUUACUGAACUGGCGCGCCGCGGUUCGCUUGCUCGCCCCGAUCGAGUUCGUUUCUUCUGCGGUUACUGUGGCUGGGAACCUGGCCAACUCGAGAGAGAAGUUCACCAAGGCGUAUGGUACGUAGCGUCAGCGUCGGCGGAGCUGAUCUUAGGUCCGCGUGUACCUCCACCGCCUUUUGUUGCAGAGUCACCCGAACGAGACCUGGACGCCAGUACGAGCGCUGGCAAAAGCACUGCAUGGCGUGAACGGUCUCGGUUCUCCUGGAAUAUCUCGAAGCGUCUUGGUGAGUAUCGAGCACAGGCCGUAUCGCAGGGUGCAGAGGGCCCAGUCGCACUGUGGCGAGAGGUCGUCGACAAGCUUGCCAUCUAUCGACGUUUCAUUGAAGGAUUCCCACACACAUCAGACAGUUGA
Molecule: messenger RNA, 1386 nt
Organism: Cyanidioschyzon merolae strain 10D
Lineage: Eukaryota; Rhodophyta; Bangiophyceae; Cyanidiales; Cyanidiaceae
Exons: 1
Coding region: 1-1386 (461 amino acids)
Source: RefSeq, a predicted model, not a curated record